Messenger RNA from Cladophialophora bantiana CBS 173.52, 960 nucleotides. RefSeq lists its product as uncharacterized. The transcript has a single exon. The record is from RefSeq and is a predicted model, not a curated record. Gene Ontology annotation, molecular function: lyase activity. Bases 1 to 960 code for a protein of 319 amino acids. Lineage: Eukaryota; Fungi; Ascomycota; Eurotiomycetes; Chaetothyriales; Herpotrichiellaceae.
AUGAAUACCACGGGUGUGAACUACACCAGGAAGUUGGCCAGUUUCGCGGCCAAUGCCACCUUUUCUGCGAUCCCGUUGAGCUUCCUGGCAUUACUUCCGAUUUUCAUCCUUGAUACUUUCUCCGCCAUGCUCGUCGGCUCAGUUCAGCCCGUCUACCGCUCUGCCGUUAAGGCGGUGGAAAUCACGUACGGAACCGGGAGCACGCAUGCCGCACACACUACGCUCGACGACACAGUCUCCUCGCUCUCCAGUCAGAUGUUCUUGUUGAGCCUGGCUGCAGUCGACUUCGAAUUCGAGCAUGUCAUUCAAAACGCGCACCCGGCUUCUGCUAUGUUUCCAGCCUUGCUUUGCGUCCCGGCCGCCCACUAUAAGACUGGCAAAGAGCUUCUCACGGCAAUCGCGCUCGGAUACGAACUCGCAACCAGAAUCGGCGCAGCCAGCACUGCACAAGUAGAGUCUGUGAGAGGCUUUCAUAACUCUGGGUUAAAUGGAGAUCUCGCCACCGCUGCUGCGGUGGGGCGCCUCAUGGGAUGGGACGCUGACACCAUCGCAUCGGCAACGGGCCUCGCUGCUUCCAGCUCGGGUGGUCUCCUCGCCUUCGUCAAUACCGGCGGAAUGACCAAGCGCCUGCACCCUGCUCGCGCAGGCCAACUUGGUGCUGAGGUCGCCUUUCUGGCUCAUGCGGGGGUCGUCGGCCCUGCAAAUGUCCUUGAGAAUCCGCUAGGAUUCCUCCAUGCCUUCUCGCCGAGUCCACAACCCAUCCUCCUAACCGCCGGAUUAGGCGUGAACUGGACCGGAGAACAGAUGAUCCUCAAAUUGGCACCUGUCCACGCACGCGCACAGGGCUUCGUGUUUGCCAUCAACGACUAUCGAUCUCGUACCAACCAGAGUUGGAGUGCCGGCGACAUCAAGAAGGUCACCAUCUAUGGGGGUCCGGCGGUUCUGGCGUCGAGCAAUUAG